AUGUUCGAAAAAAAAGGGGCUUCAUCAGUUCGUGGUAUCAUGCCAGCUAGUACCAGAAUGAAUGUAUAUACGAAGAAAGAAAGUGCAUCGGCCAUUCAGGUUCUAUGUAUAUUCCAGUUUAUGAUUAUUAACUCCAGGAAAGAGGAAGCGAGAUCGAUACCAGCCAGUAGAAUACCCCAGGUUCCAGUUUGGAUGGAUGGAUGGAUGGACUGCAAGCUGUCACAUGUCAUUGAUAGACCAAGGCCAGCGAGGGAUCCUGAUUUAGGAGUACUGCUGUCUGAGGUAGGUACCGAUGGAAAUCGAAGCAACGAGGUGAAUCCAUGCCAUGCAUGCAGAUAUCAAGCGUCGUGGUAG
This is a messenger RNA of Pseudocercospora fijiensis CIRAD86, 354 nucleotides long. RefSeq lists its product as uncharacterized. The transcript is spliced from 4 exons. The record is from RefSeq and is a predicted model, not a curated record. NCBI's taxonomy places the organism in Eukaryota, Fungi, Ascomycota, Dothideomycetes, Mycosphaerellales, Mycosphaerellaceae. Bases 1 to 354 code for a protein of 117 amino acids.